Molecule: messenger RNA, 705 nt
Organism: Chinchilla lanigera (long-tailed chinchilla)
Lineage: Eukaryota; Metazoa; Chordata; Mammalia; Rodentia; Chinchillidae
Gene: Tpd52l3
Product: tumor protein D52-like 3
Cellular component (GO): cytoplasm
Source: RefSeq, a predicted model, not a curated record
AUGGAGAGCCACACAGUAAAUUGGAGAGCCAAUUUAUUGGAGAGCCACACAUCAUACUACAGUGCCCGAUCACAUGCCCUCACUGGACUGAUGUUCAGAUUCCUCCACAAACUGAACUCUCUCUACCAAAGAUUAGAAUUGAACUCCUUUGAGAAAAGUCUUAUUUCCCUGUUCAUGCCAGACACCAUGAGCGAGACCUCUGGGGGUGCAGAUAAACUUCACUCAACUUCCCAACCAAAAGAUCUGACAGAGAAUAAGCUAAUAGAACUCAAAUCUGAACUUACUAAAUUAAAUGUGGAAAUCUUAAACCUAACUCGCACGAGGAAGCUGGCCCUCACAACCUCAGUGGGGUGGAGGCAGAAUCUGCCCAAGAGUUGGCAUGAUGUUCAGUUCUCCAACUCCUACACGAACAAGACAUCAGUUGUCCUGCCCACCAUGGACUUUGCCAUUUGCAGAAAGGCUGGAGAUAUGAAGAAGCCAUUCACUUUCAGAUUCUUUGAAGGUCUGAUGGAGACAAUCAAGUCUAGAAUCACAGAUGGCAGAGAGCUUUGUACUGACAGCUUUACUUCAUCAAAGAGUGGCAUUGAUCUGCUGCUUGUUCCAGAGAAUGGGAAUGACCUGCUCUCACUUGCAAAGAGUGGGGAUAAUACUGUUCCAGAGCCUGGAGAUAACCACCUCAUGCCUAAGUCCCCACCUCAGGUGUGA